AUGUCCAAAGCUGAAGAUUUUGUUGAGAAUUUGUGUUUACCAGUCGAUAAAUUGGAACAUAAGGUAAGUCGUGCUAUAAUCCUUGAAAGUUUCUGGAAUAUCUUAUUAAUAAUAAGCUUAUCUGAACAUGCAUGAGAAAAGCUGUUACUUUUAAAAAGUACACAUUUUUACUAAAAAGUUUGGGUUUACUGGGUUUUUUUAAGUUUUCAAGACAUUAUAUUGUAGCAGAUUAAUAGUGUUUGUGAUGCCAUCAACAUUUUAGAACAGAACUUUUGCAAAGUUUAUCAGAAUCCUACAAUACGUGUGUUUGUUCCUUCAUGUAUACUCACAGAUAAUACAGUAAGUUGCACAUACCUUUCAGAAUUUUAAAUUUCAAAAACCAAAAAUAAUUGUCAAAUCAUUUUUUUCCCUUUCAGAUACAUUUUCAUAGUGUCAUAUCUCUAUUACAAUGACUACAUAACCUCGAUCGCUCCAAUCUUAUGCUGUAUAUCCUACAUAUUAACUUACAUUGGAUCAUGGUUACGCAUACGUUUCUUAUUGUUGCCAAAUAUUGUCCUUGAUUUUGUAGCUCCAUUUUUCUAUAUUUACAUAGCCAUCGUGUUACUUGUUGAAGCUCACACUCCAGAUCAUAUAAGUCGUUACUUUGCUGGAGAUACAUCUGGAGAUUUGAAGAUUACAGCAAUAUUCUUGUUCAGCUGUUCAUUCUCUCAAUGGUUAUUUCUGUUUGUCUUGUACCGAGAUUACUUUUGGAUCAAGUACAAUAAAGUUUGA
Molecule: messenger RNA, 771 nt
Organism: Bursaphelenchus okinawaensis
Lineage: Eukaryota; Metazoa; Nematoda; Chromadorea; Rhabditida; Aphelenchoididae
Source: the annotation of a GenBank genome assembly